Setaria italica (foxtail millet) is the source of this 1887-nucleotide messenger RNA. RefSeq names its product AAA-ATPase At3g50940. The transcript is spliced from 3 exons. The record is from RefSeq and is a predicted model, not a curated record. Bases 171 to 1595 code for a protein of 474 amino acids. Gene Ontology annotation, molecular function: ATP hydrolysis activity; ATP binding. NCBI's taxonomy places the organism in Eukaryota, Viridiplantae, Streptophyta, Magnoliopsida, Poales, Poaceae.
CCAGCUCCACGGCUCCACCCUCAUUCCCCCCAAUUCAACACCAACUCACCCAACACCUUUCCCCUCCUCCCUCAGCUAGUCAGCCUCCUCAUCUUCUCAUACCACUCACUUUUCCACAUCAAGAACAGAGAACAGGACAGAGUCCAUAGGGACCAAGGAUCUGCUCACCCAUGGCGUCCUACGACAAGGCCUUCGAGUCCUACAAGAAGGCCCUCACCACCGCGGCGUCCGUCGCGGCAUCUGUGAUGCUGGUGCGCAGCGUGGUGAACGACGUGGUGCCGUACGAGCUGCGCGAGAUGCUCUUCUCCGGCUUCGGCUACCUGCGCUCGCGCGUGUCGUCGCAGCACACCAUCAUCGUCGAGAAGAAGAAUGACGGAUUCACCAACAACCACAUCUACAACGCCGUCAGGACGUACCUCGCGACACGCAUCAACGCCGACCUGCAGCAGCGCCUGCGAGUCAGCAGCAUGGACGAGGAUGACAAGAUGAUGAUCAGCAUGGCGGAGGGCGAGGAGAUGCUGGAUGUUUAUGAAGGCACGGAAUUCAAAUGGUGCCUCAUCUGCAAUGACAACUCAAGUGACUCCGGAAAUGGCAGUGGCCUUCAGAACGAGGUCUCCUUCGAGGUUAGCUUCCACAAGAACCACAAGGAGAAAGCCCUGAAAUCAUACCUCCCAUUCAUUUUGGCCACUGCCAAGGACAUAAAAGCUCGGGAGAGAACUCUUAGGAUAUACAUGACUGAGUACUCGAGCGAGUGGUCCCCAAUUGACCUCCACCACCCAUCUACAUUUGACACACUUGCCAUGGACCAGAAGCUGAAGCAGUCCAUCAUCGAUGACCUUAACAGGUUCAUCAAGAGAAAGGAUUACUAUAGGAAGAUAGGCAAGGCAUGGAAGCGGGGGUACCUGCUGUAUGGUCCACCUGGGACCGGCAAGUCCAGCCUGAUUGCGGCCAUGGCCAACCUUCUCAGGUUUGACAUAUAUGACCUCGAGCUAACUGAGGUCAAUUCCAACUCAGACCUUAGGAGGCUUCUUGUUGGUAUGAGCAACCGAUCCAUUCUUGUUGUCGAAGAUAUUGACUGCACCAUUGAACUGAAACAACGAGAAGAAGGUGAGGGGCGUGACAAGUCGAAUUCUACAGAAGAAAACAAGGGAGAAGACAAGGUAACGCUGUCUGGCCUGCUCAACUUUGUUGAUGGGCUGUGGUCAACAACUGGGGAAGAAAGGAUCAUUGUCUUCACAACCAAUUACAAGGAGCGGCUUGACCCAGCAUUGCUGCGGCCUGGAAGGAUGGACAUGCACAUCCACAUGGGGUACUGCACCCAAGAAUCUUUCCGAAUCCUUACCAACAACUACCACUCCAUCAACUACCAUGACACAUAUCCAGAGAUUGAGAAACUGAUCAAGGACGUGAAGGUGACACCCGCAGAGGUUGCCGAGGUUCUGAUGAGGAAUGAUGACACCAAUAUUGCGCUCCAUGAUCUUGUCGAUUUCCUGAAGUCAAAAAUGAUAGAAGUCAAUGAGAUCAAGACUGAACACAAGGAAACAAAUAACCAGCUGGAUGAGAAGAAAGACAACAGAGAUAGUGACAAAAAAUAAAAACCCAGUGGAAUUCCCUCCGAACAGUGGAAACAAAGACAAAGCAAUUAACGGUUUGUGUGGAAGCAAACAAUGACCAAAAGGUUUGAGUAUCAUAUAGAUAGAUCCUACAGGAGAUCCACUUGCAUAUCCGCAUAUGCGAUUGUCAGCAAUUGUUAACAUUGUAUUUUUGGAUCAAUGAGGUGCACCUGUACUUGCAGUUGUCCGCAGAGUUCUGUUAGUAAUGCCUUACUAGCAUGUACACAGAAUUAUAGAUAUGCAAAAUCCAUAUGGCUUUUUAUGUGAAACUGCA